GGGGCAUAUAUAUAUUAGUCAAAAGAGGAGCUGAGCUUCAAUUCUAUAGGUAGCUUAGCUUAGCUAGUAGGAAUGAAGAAUCAUCAGGAGCCACGCUCAAGCUCAUCCUGCGCCGCCUGCAAGUUCUUGAAGCGCCGCUGCGUCCCCAACUGCCAAUUCGCGCCCUAUUUCCGCUCCGACGAGCCCAAGAAAUUCGCCAAAGUCCACAAGGUCUUCGGCGCCAGCAAUGUGAGCAAGAUCCUCAACGAGGUCCCCGAGGAGCAGCGCGAGGACACCGUUAAUUCCCUCGUCUACGAGGCCGAGGUUCGACUCAGGGACCCUGUCUACGGCUGCAUUGGCGCCAUCGCCUCUCUCCAGCGCCGCAUGGCUGAGCUCCAGAAUGAUCUCGUCCUCGCCAGAGCUCGCCUCGCUUUCUACGCCACCGCUAAUCCCCCCACGGCCCCGGCUUCCUCUUCAUCUUCCUCCUCCUUCUUUAAUUAUGAUCCCAAUUUGCCCUCCUCUUACCUCGAUUUUCAACCCUCCGGUGGCUUCUCCGGCAACUAUGAUCACCAGAAUUCUCUCAUCCUUGAUCACACCGGAUCACUCAAUCAAUUCGGCCAAUUCCCAUUCCCUUAAUUAAUCAAUAUUCCCUCUGUGUAGUCCGCUCAAUUAGUUUUUGGGUGACAGAUUGUGUUCGAGUAAUAUCUGGUCGGCUCAGCUAGUUUUUGGGUGACAGAUUGUGUUGGGGUAAUAAUAUUUGGAGGGCCAUGGCCAGAAUGGCAUUGGGACUUCAUGGUACUUAGUUUAAUGUAAUUAAUUAUAUUAUUUAUAUGGAACAGAGAUUGUGGUGAAAUCAUUAGCCACAAAUCCUUAAGUAUUCAAGCUGAUUAGUUCAAGAA
Molecule: messenger RNA, 878 nt
Organism: Ipomoea triloba (trilobed morning glory)
Lineage: Eukaryota; Viridiplantae; Streptophyta; Magnoliopsida; Solanales; Convolvulaceae
Product: LOB domain-containing protein 21
Exons: 1
Coding region: 73-615 (180 amino acids)
Source: RefSeq, a predicted model, not a curated record